UCAAUUGGCUAUGAACUACUUUUUUAGUUUAAAAUCAAGGCCAGAAAAUACGGCCUUUGAGGUUGCCCUAGACACAUCACUUGCUCCCUUGUACCACAAUAAGCCUAAUGCCCCCGUACCCUUUGGCAUUAGAAUCCUGUUACAUCUCGCAGAAGUGGACAUGAGAGCGAUUAAUGUUGAGGUAUGUCACGAGAUGGAUAGACCACCUUGGACAGUCAGAACUCCCAAUGUAAUACUGUCGUUAUUACAGUUGAACAAGCAAGACGCAUCACUGUUGUCCACAAGCGCCUGUAGAGAAAUAUUGUCAUCCUGUUCACCCUGCGAUGUCAUCUACACGGAUGGCUCAAAGAGUGAGGCAGGAACGGGCUGUGCCUUUGUAACUUCAAAUAGAGAGUACAAAUUCUGCCUUACUCCUGAAUCUUCAAUAUACACAGCAGAACUAACAGCUAUCCUGAAAUCAUUAAAUAUUGUAUGUCCAAGAACAAAUACGGUGGUAGUGUGCUCGGACUCGUUAAGCGGUCUUCUGGCUAUCAAGGACAUGUACUCCAAACAUGUCCUGGUUCGUAAGAUCCGCUACGCUUUGAGCGAGAUGAUGUCGCAGGGUACCGCAAUUACGUUACUAUGGGUACCUGGACAUACCGGAAUACCUGGUAACGAGAUCGCAGAUAGGGCAGCAAAGGAGGCAAUCUCUCUGACUCCAUGUACUAGGCGAUCAAUCGCGUCCGAUCUAAAGCCGAUUGUAAAGUCACGACUACAAAAUUCAGCAUCUCAAGCUGGCAGUGUCAACUCAGCCGCAACUACGACAACGCUGACUAAGGAAUUCCUCAUUAAUGUAAUGGGACAGUUUAAGAAGGACAUGUUUGAUGAGAUGAGGAAUUUCAAUAAAGAAAUCUCGGAAGUAAAAGCAUCUCUAGAGUUCCUAUCCAAUGCUGUAGAUACUUCUAAUACAAAAAUGAAGUCUAUUCAAUCUGAGAUGAGCAUUAUGAUGAAGGAGAACAGCGAGUUAAAAAAGAAAUGUAACGAGUGA
Homalodisca vitripennis (glassy-winged sharpshooter) is the source of this 1027-nucleotide messenger RNA. RefSeq lists its product as uncharacterized. NCBI's taxonomy places the organism in Eukaryota, Metazoa, Arthropoda, Insecta, Hemiptera, Cicadellidae. The record is from RefSeq and is a predicted model, not a curated record. Gene Ontology annotation, biological process: DNA replication, removal of RNA primer. The transcript has 2 exons. The coding region runs from base 11 to 1027 and encodes 338 amino acids. Gene Ontology annotation, molecular function: nucleic acid binding; RNA-DNA hybrid ribonuclease activity.